AUGCCCAUGUUUGGCGGAGAUUCAACAAAGUCCUCUGACGAGGAGCAUCACGAUCACCCGGACGCCGUCAUUGACCCAGCUCUCAGAAAGUUGGCAUCAGGCCCCAGAAGUGAUAAGAGAGGACAGGAGGCCGGUGUUGGCAAUCACAAGGAUCAGCCUUCGAUGCCCACCCGCGUCGAGCCCAGCUUCCAGAUGUCGUCCCCGUUCGUCUCCUCUCCAGCUCUCUGCUCGGAUGCCCGCCUUUUUAACGUCUCGUCGCUCGACAGGCGCCGCCAGCACCAGCACCAGUUCGACAGCAACGCCCGCAUCCCGUCCCCGCCGCCGCCCAUCGCCACCAUCCCCCAGUCCCACUCGCCGUCCCCAUCAGUCGUCUCCGUCGACCGCUCAUCAAACUCGACGCCCCACAUCCGUCGAUCACCCCCGUCCAACACAAUCCAGCAGCAGCAGUCCAUGUACUCAUCAUCAUACCACGCUCACCCGCACGAUCUCCAAUCAGUCAAUAGACAACACCAACAGCAGCAGCAGCACCCGUACGCCCCGCGCGGCGAGCCUAUAAAUCACCACCCGCACCCGCACCAGUACAUGUACAGCCCGCACCCCCCGCCGCCGUUCGACCCCCCGCGCUUCGACCAGCACCACCCCCACCCCCAACACGACACUCGCCUUUCUUUCCGCGACUCGCAACGCCGUAACACAUGUCCCACCCGCCCCCGCCGCCGCAGAUGCAUAGCGCGUACGCAAGGCAGCAGUACCCCCUGCCGGGCCAGCCCCCGACGGCGCUGCUUCAACUGCUGCACCACCGACACGUCGACCUGGCGGCGGUCCAACCUCAGCCCUGGGAAGGUGCUCUGCAACAAAUGCGGCCUCUUCGAACGCACCCACUCCCGCCCACGCCCCGACCAGUUCCCACACAAGCGCGGCCCGCUCGCCUCUUCCGCCCUGCGCGGUCGUACGCCUCCAGGACAGCAGUUCAACUCGUUGAAUGGGCCGCACAAUAUUUCGGCUAGUAGUGGUAACAACCAGACCCAGUUGCCACCGAUUGGCGGUGUGGGUGCAGGGGCGUAUGGAUAUAACGAUUACGGACAUGGGCAGCAGGGGCAAGGAGGACAGCAGGGCCUGCCGACGCUGCAGAGCUGGCAUGGGAAUGGCAGCUCUUCGGGGCCUAGCGCCUCUUCCGGUCCUGUACCCUCUUCCACCUCCGCUGGAAACGCACCCUCCUCUACCACCAACGGAAAUGGUUCUGGUGCCAACCCUCCGACCAACGGAUCCUCGCCCCCAGGCGCACACAAACAACAACAACAACAGGAAAGCCCCCGGCUUCAGACUUCGACUUCGACUUCGUCCUCGUCCAAGGGCGUGAAAUACGAAGAUGGUGUCAAAUAUGAGGAAGGUGCACAGGGACAGGGCGCGCGGUCGCACCCGCCGUCGCCGCCUUCUAGGUCGUCGACAGCGGCAGGGGGUGGGAGUGGAGGCAAGGCGGGUGUGAAUGGGGUGGCGGGGGAUGAGAAGGGCGGGUCGCGAGAUGCUUAA
This is a messenger RNA of Cyclocybe aegerita, 1530 nucleotides long. The record is from the annotation of a GenBank genome assembly. Lineage: Eukaryota; Fungi; Basidiomycota; Agaricomycetes; Agaricales; Hemipholiotaceae.